GGCUUCCCUUUCUUAAUCUGGAUAUAAUUUGUACCUUUCAAAAUAAUAUAUCCAUAAUUCUCUACCAAAAAAGGAAUGACGGGGGUUAUUUGUACGAUUAACUUACUCAUACAUGACGACCAACUAGAAAUUCAUCUAAAGAUCCCGCUUCGUUUCCAUUUCACCACUAUCAUCUCACCUAUCUCCUCCGCACUCUUCUUUUUACACUACUUGCUAUACCUACCUACCAUAUUGAAUGAUUCUAUUCAUCAAGCAAAAGGGAUUCAUUAGAACCAAAGGGAGAGAGAGAAAUUUCGGAACGAGGAUUACGGAACGGAAAAGAUUCUAAUUCACCCACCCACCUUCCAUCUACGAUUCGACAUACCUACCUGCCCAUACUUCGUCCUUUGAAUUUUCAAUAUAUUCCAUUCCAAUUCGAAACCUUUCAUUCUUCCCUUCUAUUACGACGCAGUACAGAUAUUUUCGAUAAGGGAUUUCUAAAACUCUACGCGGAUUCAAUAUUACGAAACUCAACAUAAUCAACACGGGUACUACACAACCACAACCUUACCCUUUCGACCUUCGACUUCGAAUUUCAUGUCCUUUCCUCUACUACAAGGAACACAACUUUGUCUUUGAUAAUCGUCAAUACUAUUUCUCCAAUACUAUGUUUUAAUACGACUUUAAUAAUAAUUUCUCGGACUUCCUCCAACGUUCUAUCACAAUCAAUCGUUCAUACCCCUUCAAGGCUCCAGUUACAUUGACCUCUACAAAACUAAUCAUUCCACCGAAGAUGAUAUUAAUGGAGGGAUUAAUGUUAGUACCACCUGAAAGGGGUACAAUAAUUGGAAGGGCAGUUUGGAAGCCUCGAUAUGUUGUACUUGGCUCUGGUGCACAUCUACACACACAAACCGAAAUCCUCGAGAAGUCCAACUCAAAGAAAGGAAAGUCAAUUAAAAGUACUUCUUCGAAACCCAGUUUGCCAGAUUUAGGAACUGCUUCAGACGAUGGAUUGUUUAUUUCAGUUUACAAGGCAAAGGGCGAUUGGGAGUAUAUUGCGCAACAUCCAAUAUCUGCUUUUAAAUCAUGCGAAAUCCGGUCAUUGUCACAUCGAAAACAAGCUACGCCAUUGCCUACACUGAUGUUAGAAUUGAAACCAGAUUCAAUAUCAGAGAAACAACGUAAAAGAAGAUCAAGUCGAACAGGGGGAUUAACAUCAAGCAAGGAUGCACAAUGGGCGGAUACACUCCUUUUCCGAUCGGUUCCCGAAGAUCGAAACAACAUUUAUGAUUGGCAAAUCACCAUCAAGCCAAGAUUACAAAUUGAUUAUUAUGAAGAGAGUCCUAUGAGUCCUUUGAGUCCAAUAUUUACAUCUUUCACCAAUCCCUUUUCUUCCAGAGACCCAAGACCAUCUUCACGAAAUGGUAGACAGGAUCAACAAACUCGACCACCUUUUCAAUCAUCCGGACAAUACACUCAAACCUCAAGAGAUCGUCCUUCCGCUAUGAUAUCUCCAUCUCCAAGUCUGCGUUCCCGACGCUCAGACCUUUCAUCUCAAGCAAGCUCAUCUCAUCCGCCUAUGGGUUUUACAUCGGCUCAUCCACAAUACAAUAUUACAAGUUUACCCACGGAUCUACCCUCGCCAAUUUCCGUUUCUGGUUAUGAUAAUUUUAUUGAAGGUUGGACUUCGGCUCAAGGAAGAUCUUCUGCAUUAUCUCAUCACACUAGAGGUAGCAAUAGUAUUGCAUCCGCUAUUGGUCCUCCACUUGCGUCACCGACUACAACAUCACCUGGUCCAAGAGAAACAAUUCUGGAUAGAGCGUUUCAAAUGAGAUGUAUUCCAGGAAGCGAAAGAUUGAGGGAUGAAGAGGAAAAAGGUAGUAGUAUUGCUAGAUUCGAAGCAUUGAUGAGGGAGCAUGAUGAAAGGGCAUUGCAAAGAUCAGCGACUUCAGCUACUGAUAGUAAGGGAAGAUCUAAACCUGGUUGGGAACUUGAGGAGGAAUCUGAGGAAUCAGACAAUGAGGACCCUGGUAAUGUUUUGGAGCAACUGGAUGGUCAUGACAUUCUUAUGCCUACUCCAGCACAAAGAGCAUUGGAUUAUAUUGCUGGACGACAAACACCUUUACCUCGGGUAUCCAGCUCUAGCUCAAGACCCAUUUCACCAAAUAGUCCACCAGUACCAUUUUUGAAUCGGGAUGCUAUGAAUGCCCUCCACAGUGGUGGUUCAAGCUCUACCAACCAAAGUUUCUCUUCCGUUGGAAAUGGUCUUCGCCCACGUACUGGUACAAAUUCAUCGCACAUGCGAAAGAAUAGUCGACCAACAUCUCUGGCGUUACCUCCAAGAUCUAUCUCUUCGAAUGUGGUAUCUUCAUCAAAGGAUGGUGGAAGUGGCAACUCAGGUAUAGCUCUUACCAAAGCCGAAAUGGAGAAAAGAAGAAGCAGUACGUCUACGAAACGUCUUUCAUUCCAGGAAUUCGCAAGAAGAUUGAGUUCGACAAGCUCCCUCUUGUUGGUUCAAACAAAUGCUAGUUCAAACUCUGGCAGAGGAGAUAGCUUUAGGGAAAGAGAUGACUCUAGAAGAGGUAGUGUAAGUGAUUAUGGUCUUGAGAGUGCAUCGGAACUCGCAGCGGAUAAUGAAAUGGAGGGAAGAAGAGGAAUGAGAGGUAAUAAUGGAUUAAGUUUGAGAGGUGGAGAUGUCCAAGUCGCCGAUCGGGAAAUGAAAAGAUGUGGUGGCGGCUUUAGAGGAAUGGGUGUUCUCGGUGGUGAAGGAGGCUUCCUUUGACCCUGAGGCAACAAGAGAAACGGUGAAGUGCCAGAGGAAGAUUGCAUAUUUGUUUUGAGCGUUCUUGAUUUCGCUAUUCAUUUCUUGUUUGUUUUUGUUGUUGUUUUGAUCAGAGCGAUGAUACCUUAGAUGAUCUUUUAUUUUUCGCGCAUAUUUAAAGGGUUUGGGCCGACCUGGUGCUUGGGCAACUCAGAUGAGAUGAGAUGACUGAGAUGAAAAUCACGGAAUGGCGUUCUUUGGCUUAUUUAAUUUUCAUUCUUUCUCAGUCGGCUGACUGGGACUUCCUUGGUGGAGAGGAUUCUAUUCAAUUGGAUUGAUAGAUUGAAUUGGUCUUGUGGUGGAUUGGAGAUGAAAGUGUACGAUGCAUUAGAUAUGCAAAUUUUGACGUCGAUGAGCCCAAUUUCACUGAGAAUGCUACAGCAGCACUACUCGUAUGGCCUUGAUGUAUUUAUGUAUGAAUACCCGAUAGAUGGCUAGUGUGUUGCCAUUGGAGAGGGAAUAGGGAUGGGGAUUGUGUGGAAAGUUAUCAAAAGGGUUGGACAGAAAACUGGAUGGGAUAAAAUGGAAAGGUGAAUGAGAUAGGGGGGGAUGUGAUAGAUAACAUAGGAAAAACACUGAAUGAAUAUCAGGGUAUUGAAUAAUCACAUACUCUUUUACUAU
Molecule: messenger RNA, 3421 nt
Organism: Botrytis deweyae
Lineage: Eukaryota; Fungi; Ascomycota; Leotiomycetes; Helotiales; Sclerotiniaceae
Exons: 3
Coding region: 773-2761 (662 amino acids)
Source: RefSeq, a predicted model, not a curated record